AUGAAUAGACGAUCAUUAAGUGAUCAAUCCCUGUUUUCGCCAACACGUACCAACAGAGUAGCUAAGAUAAAAUCUGGUAACCUACAUGAUCGAUGGACUGUCAUCUGCUAUGUGAUUGGUUUGAUUAACAUUCUGAGUGCAGUAUGGAUGUUGAUUGCACCUGAACAUUGGUAUUACAAUCUGCCAGUUGGCGUUCCUGAACCCAGCCCGCUGAAUAUUCAUUUCAUUCGUGAUAUUGGUUGUACUUUUCUUGUGCUCGGUUUUGGCCUACUGGCUGGUGGUUUCUACUUUAUUGAAUUUCGUCUACCUCUAUUUACAAUGAACACCUUGUUUUACAUGUUUCAUAUGUCCGUACACAUUCAUGAAGUUGUAAGCGGACGACUGAGAAUGGGAAUAUUUUGGAAUGAUCUACCAAGUAUCUAUCUACCGGCUGUGGUUACACUUGGACUGAAUAUUAUUCUGAUUAGAAAACAUGUGACGUUAUCGGUAUAA
This is a messenger RNA of Rotaria socialis, 492 nucleotides long. Lineage: Eukaryota; Metazoa; Rotifera; Eurotatoria; Philodinida; Philodinidae. The record is from the annotation of a GenBank genome assembly.